This is a messenger RNA of Momordica charantia (bitter melon), 2460 nucleotides long. RefSeq names its product K+ efflux antiporter 5 (gene KEA5). The record is from RefSeq and is a predicted model, not a curated record. Gene Ontology annotation, molecular function: potassium:proton antiporter activity. NCBI's taxonomy places the organism in Eukaryota, Viridiplantae, Streptophyta, Magnoliopsida, Cucurbitales, Cucurbitaceae. Gene Ontology annotation, biological process: proton transmembrane transport; potassium ion transmembrane transport. Gene Ontology annotation, cellular component: membrane.
UUUGCCGAAGCCUGAAGGUGCAGCUCACGUGCGGAGUAAAGCGUGUGACGUGAGAUGGGAGUUUUCCGGUGUGAUGCCCCAUACCUAACGAUCCGACGCAACAACUUCGUGAAACGGAAGCCACCAGCUUCAUCGAUCCCGCCACUCAAAUUGCAAUCAACAAUCAGGAAUCAAAAAUCAUACAAAUUACUCCAAAUCAAUCAAAUCUUGGCGCAGUUUCCAGUAGUUUCCCCCCUUCCCCUUCAUCGUAAUAUUACUCCAAAUUGCCCCAAUUCCCUCUCUCGUCUUUCCUUAAUGGAGUUGAAGCAUUUUCAAACUUUGAGAUAGACCUUUCUUUCUGUCUCCUGCAUUUUUGUCAUGGUUUAUCGAUUCCUUAUGGCGAGAAGAGGAGGAGCAAUUGGAUCUUGGCUUGGUAUCGUCGUGCUUUUGAUUUCUGCGCCAAUUCAUGUCUCACCCAGAUCGGAUAGUGAAAUUAGGGAGAGAUUUUAUGGAAACUUGAUUAACUCAACGGCACCCACUUCCGGUGACGGUAGCAUUGCCCAAAUGUUCGAUAAGGUGCUCGAGAAGGAGUUUUCUGAUAACGAUCUGCCUGAAGGUUCUGGUGGAAGCAGCUUUAAUAGCAGCGUUGCUGAUCAGGAGGCAGAACUGGAGACAGUAGCUAAAAUCACGCAUGAGAAAGGCAAGAAAAAUGAGAGUCAAAAGACAAAUGGGACAAGGGCAUUCCAAUUGCAGGAUGUUUUCUCUCUUGAAAAUGAGGACUCUGAUGACGUCACAACGUUGAUUGAUAAAAAAGAUAAUGUAUUUGUGAUGUCAAACAAGAAAUCAAAGUAUCCAGUACUUCAAGUAGAUUUGAGAUUGAUUUCAGACUUGGUGGUGGUUAUUGUUUCUGCCGCAGUUGGAGGGAUUAUAUUUUCUUGUUUAGGGCAACCGGUUAUUGUGGGCUAUCUUCUUGCGGGGUCAAUCAUUGGACCGGGAGGUCUAAAAUUCAUCAGUGAGAUGGUCCAGGUUGAGACAGUGGCACAAUUUGGUGUUGUAUUUCUUCUUUUUGCUUUAGGACUGGAGUUUUCCUUGACAAAGUUAAAAGUUGUGGGAGCUGUUGCUGUUUUGGGAGGUUUUCUACAGAUCAUCAUAUUUAUGCUCUUGUCUGGCAUAAUUGCGAUGUUAAGUGGGGCUAAACUGUCCGAGGGGGUAUUUGUUGGUUCAUUUCUAUCAAUGUCGUCGACAGCAGUGGUUGUGAAGUUCUUGGUUGAACGGAAUAGUAGUAAUACUCUUCAUGGUCAAGUUACUAUUGGAACACUUAUCUUACAGGAUUGUGCUGUUGGUUUGCUGUUUGCCUUGCUCCCAGUUUUGGGUGGUCACAAUGGUCUUCUUUUAGGAAUGAUAUCUAUGGGAAAGUUGCUAUUGGUUUUGUCUGUAUAUCUCAUGGCCGCAUCUGUUUUGUCAUGGUCAUUUGUUCCCCGCUUUCUUAAGUUGAUGAUGCAGCUGUCGUCUCAAACAAAUGAGCUGUAUCAGCUUGCUGCCGUGGCAUUCUGCUUGCUGUCUGCUUGGUGCAGUGAUAAGUUGGGUCUCAGUCUUGAGUUGGGUUCCUUUGUAGCUGGAGUUAUGGUAUCUACCACUGAAUUCGGGCAACAUACUUUAGAUCAGGUGGAACCAAUCCGUAACUUGUUUGCAGCUUUGUUCCUUUCAAGUAUUGGAAUGCUCAUUCAUGUACAUUUUCUGUGGAGCCAUUUGGAUAUUUUGCUAGCAUCUGUCAUGAUGGUUGUGUUCGUCAAGACAGCAGUUUCUACCAUUGUUGCAAAAGCAUUUGGGUACAGUAUUAGAACUUCUUUUCAGGUUGGAGUUAUGCUUGCUCAAAUUGGAGAAUUCGCUUUUGUUCUCCUAAGCCGUGCUUCAAAUCUUCAUCUCAUUGGGGGGAAAGUUUAUCUGCUGCUUCUUGGAACAACAGCACUUAGUCUGGUGACCACCCCUCUUCUGUUCAAAUUGAUACCUGCCGUGUUGAAUUUAGGGGUUCUCAUGCAUUGGUUUCCCUCAGAAAACAACAUUCAAAACGAGGAGAAAGCAUCAAUGAUCGAAGCACACAACAGAAUGUUGUGACUGAACAUUAAACUUAGCAUAGCCAUCUCCCCCCUCUCUGAAAGGUUUGUGAAUAUCAGAGCCGAAUUCUCAGCCUUAAUAGAUUUUGGUUUUGGAAAUCCCUUUUUCUAGGAUGCUUUUAGUUUCACCAUUGGUUCAGCUCAGCUAGGUAAAUGUACAGAAAAGUACAUAUAAUUUUUUGGAAGCGAGAAAAGAAAGAUAAGAGUUCUCUGAGAGCUGUAAAUAGGAUAAUUGUAGGAUUCUCAAAUGUCUUCUUGAGGAACACUAUACUCACUAUUUAAAAUUAUAACCAGUGUACGUUACUAAAUUGAUGGCUGAUUCAUAUUCUAUAUUUAUUAUUUAAUCCUCUUUAUCAGAAUUGGAAAC